AUGGACAAGGUUCGGUUGCAAAGAGAAGCUGCCUUCAUACGAAGCUCACUUCUUGAUCAGGGAUAUUUGGAUGAGCAAUUCAUUCAGCUGGAAGAGUUGCAAGACAAUGAUAAUCCCAAUUUUGUGGAAGAAGUUGUGACCCUUUUCUACACUGACUCUGCAAGAUUGAUCUACAACAUUGAUCAAGCACUUUUGAGUAACCCAACUGACUUCACAAAAUUGGACGAUUACAUGCAUCAAUUCAAGGGAAGUUGCUCAAGCAUCGGAGCAAAGAAGGUGAAGAAUGAAUGCAACGGAUUUGGUGAAUAUUGUGAGGCACAAAACUAUGACGGAUGCUUCAGGACUUUCCAACAAAUCAAGCAAGAGUAUAUAAAUUUGAAGAAGAAGCUUGAGACUUAUUUUCAGUUAUUGAAGGAAGCUGCUCAAAUCAAAUGA
This is a messenger RNA of Arachis duranensis, 435 nucleotides long. RefSeq names its product histidine-containing phosphotransfer protein 4-like. Gene Ontology annotation, biological process: phosphorelay signal transduction system; cytokinin-activated signaling pathway; phosphorylation. Gene Ontology annotation, molecular function: protein histidine kinase binding; histidine phosphotransfer kinase activity. The transcript is spliced from 6 exons. The record is from RefSeq and is a predicted model, not a curated record. Gene Ontology annotation, cellular component: nucleus; cytoplasm. Bases 1 to 435 code for a protein of 144 amino acids. NCBI's taxonomy places the organism in Eukaryota, Viridiplantae, Streptophyta, Magnoliopsida, Fabales, Fabaceae.